This is a messenger RNA of Microplitis demolitor, 3076 nucleotides long. RefSeq lists its product as uncharacterized. Lineage: Eukaryota; Metazoa; Arthropoda; Insecta; Hymenoptera; Braconidae. The coding region runs from base 65 to 811 and encodes 248 amino acids. The transcript has 2 exons. The record is from RefSeq and is a predicted model, not a curated record.
UAGCAUUAUCAGUGUCUUUAAUUAUUUAUUUUUUUUUUUUUUCUAAAUACAAUAAAUUUUCGAGAUGUCUUCGUCAAAAGUAACGUGUUGUAUUCGCGGCUGUUCGAAUAUGCCGUAUAAAAAUAAUACACAGGUGAAAUUUUAUCGUUUCCCCGAAAGUUCACUGAACACCGCGUGGAUAACCUUCAAACGUCAAAAAUGGGUAAACGCUGUUAAAAAUCAUGUAAAGCAUCAGAAGGAUUGGGAACCAAAUAAAAAUACAAGGAUUUGUAGUGCUCAUUUUAUCAACAAUCAAAAAUCAGAACAUCCACUGCAUCCAUCUUACAUACCGACAAUUUUUCCUGGAAAAAAAAAUACAAAAAACAAUAUUCAGUUAGUUCAACGGUUUGAACGGUUACAGCAACGGAAAUCAAGGACUAAUAUAAUUAAUAAUACAAUCCCAAAUAAUAAGAAUAAUAAUAAUGGUUUAGACACUAGUAAUAAAACUGUAAUAGCAGCUGACGAGGAUCAAAAUUCUUCCGAAAUUGAACCACAGAAUAUAGAAACUUGUCAUGUUUCUAAUAUUGUUCUCCAAGCAGCAAGUCGUAGUGUAAUCUGUCAAACUGAGAAACUAAUUAGUGAAAGUAUUUUAGAUAAGCAUACGUAUUUUUUUUGUAAUAUUCAUACUUCCGAUGGUGUUAGUACUGCAGAAGUGCAAGUAAAUUUACCAAUUAAAAAGACAUCGGAAAAAAUGUGUCAAGUAAAUUUUCCGACUUUACGAAAGCCUAUCAAAGAUAUGGGAUGUGAUCUAAUCAGUCAAGGUUCAAGAUGAUCAAUCUUUAAGCAGUUUAGCCGGCGUCAAAUUUUCCAUUUUUUUUAAAUAUUCUUCUAGAUUCUAAAUCAUCAAAAGUUGAUGAGAGAUGUAAAUUAUUAAUUUUACCUUGAUAAAAUUAAAAACUGGCGUUACAUUCACCGCACUAGGGGUAUUAUUUAAUAUCCAUCGAACUCCAGCGCAAAAAAUAUUUGUAAGUAAUUUACAGCAACUCAAUAUUUUAUUUAAAAAAUGGUAUUUGUGUGGGAUCAGUUCCACCACAUUUUCCAAAGUUCCAAGUUUUUGCACAUCAAAUAUCUAUAAUUAAUUUUUUUCUGUGUUCUGCUAUACUGCGGAUUAAAUUUCCUGUAUGUGUUUAUGUUUCUAAUACUAGAUAUCUAUCCGGACCUUGUAACUAAAGUGUGCAAAAUUGAUAAAAAUAACAUAAAAUCAUUCAAAUUUUCAAAAAUAAAUAUUAUCUAAUACAUAAAGUAAUUUUAUAUAAUACCGUAAGAAGGACGGUGGUGAUAGAAAGGUCUAACUAAGAUUUAAAAAAUUUUUAAAACUCUGUGUAAUUUCAAUAUUCUUAAGGUGUACAAAAGCUUACCUAACAUUUUGUUACAAGUAGUUUGAACGGUAUCCGCCUUCUUUUGCUACACGGAAAGAAUUUUUGUAUGAAUAUUGCCCACAACACCGUUAUUACGCCUGUGUGUACUAGUAAGAGAUGUAGUCUAAGGCAAGAGUACGUUAACAUAGCCUUACUGAUGAGUCCGUUAACGUGCUGCGGACGAAACUACACACAAUACGGCAAACAGGCAUAUAUCUUAAGUUUUGGUGUUUGACUUAAAAGUCAGGACAUAGAAUAAUAAGAAAAUUAUGUCAUUUAUUGUAGCGCAGCACGGAACUGAAAAAUUUCAAAGAAAAAUCCAAAAUAAGGGCAUUUGUAUACCUUUGGUAUACACUUAUAGCUGAUUUACACUUAUUAAACAUCUAAGUAAGCAAAUUAAAUUUGAAUCUGCCGAUAAAUGCUUGUGGUUGAAAUUGGACUAGAAGCCAUUGGUCUAAUUUUGGAUUUUUGCUUAUUAAAAUACGUAUGGAUCCCUCUUGAAAACAUUUACCAAAAAAAUUUAUAUUUUAGCCAUCAAAAGCUACUAUACAAGCAACUUUACCGGAAGCUUUUAAAAUACAUUAUCUUGAAACACGAUUAAUAAUUGACUGCACUGAAGUAAACAGAAUUGUCACCAGAAGUGAAACAAAGAGUUUUAAUAUACUCUGAAUAUAAACAUCAUCAAACAGUUAAAUUUUCGGUUAGGUGUACUCCAAAUGAAGUUCUAAGCUUUUUAUCUGUGCUAUGAUGGUCGCUCUAGUGAUAGAUUCAUUACGAACGAUCGUGGAUUAGUCGAUUUUAUAGAACCUGGUGGUGUUCUAGCAGACAAAGAUUUCCCCCAGAUAAAAACGGCAGUGGAAAAAAAAAAUGCAAUUUUUAUUAUGUCUCCAUUUAGCCAUGGCACACAAUGUACACUAGAGGAAAUAGAAGGAACAUAUAACAUUAAUUCGGUGAGAGUUCACAUUGAAAGAGUGAAUCAAAGAAUCAAAGAUUUUAAGAUUUUUUCAAAAGCUACAGUAUUUUUACUUCCUCACAUCGAUCAAAUUGUAUUUGUAGUAUGCUGCUUGAUAAACAUUGAAAACCGAUAAUGAAAGAACAAUCCAUAAGCUGUGAAAAUCGAUAAGAAAAAAAAUUAUAAUAAAUUUAACAGGCAUCUGCAAAUUUUUGAAACAAAUAAAUUGUUCUAAUAAUAGUUUAUAGAAAAUUUUUAAAGUGGAAAUUUACGGAAACUAUCAAUGCAAUAUUUCAAAAGAUGUUUCUUUAGUAUUAAUAUAAAUUUUUUUGACAAAACUAAACAAUUGUCAGAUGUCUACUAACUUUUUUAUCAAAGAAGUAAAAUAUUAAAAUAAUUAUACAUAAUCAAUGAUGAUACAAAUACAGUUGAAUCCAUAAAAGAAUGGGCUUUUCUCCUUACUAUUAAGGUUUUCCCACUCCGUACUGACGCAUGCACUGUAAUAUGAAAAAUAUCCUUAUGCGAGUAGCGUGAAGUAUAGACAGAUUUUCUGUGAUGUAUAUCGUAUAGCUAAUGGUGAUUAUAGAAAUAUAAAAUAGCGCUACCUGAAGUUAAUAUUAUUAAGAAAUUCAAAACUAGGAAGGGAAUUAAUUAAAUUUUAUAAAAAGAACAAUACCUAAACUUAUAAAAUUAAACAUAAGCAAAUGAUGAUCGAAUAAAAAAAAUA